Messenger RNA from Grosmannia clavigera kw1407, 2172 nucleotides. Its product is annotated as protein translocation complex component. Gene Ontology annotation, molecular function: RNA binding; transmembrane protein transporter activity. The record is from RefSeq and is a predicted model, not a curated record. The transcript is spliced from 3 exons. Bases 1 to 2172 code for a protein of 723 amino acids. Gene Ontology annotation, biological process: SRP-dependent cotranslational protein targeting to membrane; post-translational protein targeting to endoplasmic reticulum membrane. Lineage: Eukaryota; Fungi; Ascomycota; Sordariomycetes; Ophiostomatales; Ophiostomataceae. Gene Ontology annotation, cellular component: Sec62/Sec63 complex.
AUGAGCUCUUCGUAUGCGUACGAUGAGACCGGCCAGUUGUGGCCGUUCUUCGCCUUCACGCUGUCGACCAUUAUCACGGUCCCGCUCAGCUACAUCCUCGUCAGCCGCGUGGGCAACCCGGCGGCGGCGUUCCCUCGCAUCCAGACGGACUACCGGCCGCCGCAGGCCAGCAUCAUCGAUGCGGAGCGCGCAAAGUACCGUCGCAAGCAGCGGCGCAUCGGGUUGAUUUUGGCCGUCGUGGCCGGUUGGGCUGUGAUGGCCUACACGAUGUACCUGAUCUCCAUUGCCGAAGCGCCCGAGGAGCAGCGCGUCUGGAACCCUUACGACAUUCUCGGCAUCGCCGAUUCUGCCACCGAGAAGACGAUCAAGCGGACGUACAAGCUGCUGUCGCUCAAGUUUCACCCCGACAAGAUCAAGCCGGACGCAGCCAAGAACGAGACGCUGGAGAUGCUCAAUGACCGGUACGUGGAGAUCUCCAAGGCGUACCAGGCGCUCACGGACGCGGAGGUGCGCAACAACUACAUCCAGUACGGCCACCCGGACGGCAAGCAGACAACGAGCAUUGGGAUUGCACUGCCGCGGCUCAUGGUAACGGAGCCAUACGGCAAGUACGUGGUACUGUUCUACUUUCUGCUCUUUGGUGUGCUGCUGCCGUACGUUGUCGGCUCGUGGUGGUACGGCACGCAGAGCCGGUCCAAGGAGGGCGUGCUGAUGGAGAGUGCCAACCGGCUGUUCCACGAGUACGCCGACGACAUUGACGAGGCGGCCUUGAUUGCGGCGCUCAGCAACGGAAAGGAGUUUGAGAAGCUGCUGGCGGGCGACAAGGCCGAGUCGGGGCUGGCGACGAUCGAGACGCGCAUCACGGCGCCGGUGCCAGCCUCAGACGCGGAGAAGACGGAGGGCAGCAGCGACGAGGAGACGGCAAAGGCAGUGCAGACGAUUGCUGGGCUGUCAGCAGCGGACCGGGAGAGGCUGGACAACCUGGACAGCGGCAGCCGGCGCAAGGUGCUGGCGCUACUGUGGGCCUACCUGGGGCGAGUCGAUCUGGGCGACGGGGUGCUAGAGAAGAGCAAGUUCGAGGUAGCACCGGUGGCGAACGCGCUGACGCGGUCGUUCACGGCGAUUGCGCUGGCGUACGGCAACACGACGCCGGUGCUGGCGUCGAUGGCGGCAGGGCAGCUGAUCAUGCAGGCGCUGCCGCCGAAAGCAUCGCCGCUGCUGCAGCUGCCUCACGUGACGGCAGCGGUGGCACGGGCGAUUGAAGGCGGCGACGCGACGGUGCACAUGUCGGUGCAGCAGCUGAUGGACCUGCCGGAGUCGAAGCGGCGGCGGCUGGCGGUGGGAGCAGACCGGCUGAGCGCGACGCAGUUUGAGCAGGCGGUCGAGGUGGCGCGCCAGCUGCCGUAUCUGCGGGUAGCCAAGGCUUUCUUCAAGGUGACGGGCGAGAAGCACAUCAUCCCGUCGUCGCUGGUCAGUCUGGUGGUCAAGGCCCGGUUUAUCCCACCGGGCUUUGCGGCUUCGGCGCCGGCGGUCAGCGAGGCCGAUCUGCUGGACGUGGACCCGGCCGAAGACGACCUGGACGCGUUGCUGGGGCGCAAGCGGCCGGUCGGCAAGAACCAUGACGGCAGCCCGAUCAUGGCAGACCUGGGUCAGGACCAGCCGCUGCUGGCACCGCUGGCCUACGCGCCGUAUUACGGCCGGGACCACUCGCCGCGCUGGCAGGUCUUCUUGACGGACUCGAAGCAGGGCAAGAUGGUGGUACCACCCUUUACCUUUACGCAGUUCGACAAGCCGCUCUUUGAGGCCGACGGACGCACGCCGACGUUUGCGGUGCAGACGCUCAAGGCCCAGUUUGUGGCGCCGCAGGAGGCCGGCCAGUACACGUUUGCGCUGCACGUGGUGUGCGACUGCUACGUCGGCUUCGACACCAAGACGGAGGUGAUGUUGGUGGUGGAGGACGCCAGCCGGGCGGCGGAGAUGACGGCCGAGGACGACAUUAGCGAGCCAGACGAGGACUCUCUGGCUGGAAUCAUGAGCGCGGCAAAAGGAAUGCCACAGCCGGCCAAGAAACGCACGGCCGCAGACGAGGACGACGAGGACGACGAGAGCGGGACCGAGGAAGAGGCUGACGACACAAGCGACACAAACACAGACACGGAGCCGGAAGACUAA